Molecule: messenger RNA, 1185 nt
Organism: Seminavis robusta
Lineage: Eukaryota; Bacillariophyta; Bacillariophyceae; Naviculales; Naviculaceae
Source: the annotation of a GenBank genome assembly
AUGAUGCCUCCAGCCGCCAGAACUCCUGUCCAUAACGGCACCAUGAGUGCCUUUGAUGUUGACAUGGCAGAAGAAGAUGGCUUGCAUCAUUCCAGUCGACGACGACGAAGUGACCGUUUUCUGCUGUACGCCAGUGUGUCUGUUUCCGCCGCCCUCUUGGUGGCGUUGGUGGCGGUGCUGGUGGCGACGACCAAGCGACUGGACACCCACAGUCUCCAUAACGUCCAUGCGGUCGACCCCAAGACGGACACGAUCGAUCGCGAUGUCGAUCCCCAAUGGCGUGUCCGACCGACGAAUUUGCACGUGGCCAUGUUGGGAGAUUCCAUCACGCAUUAUCAAUAUCUCUCCUUGGCCUACUUUUUGCGCACGGGUCGAUGGUUCGAUCCCAGUUAUCACAAAUCACACUUGACCAAUGUCUACUCCUUCCAAUCACUCUUUCACAAUGACAUUUACGGCGAAUACUUUUUCCAAACGACACGAUUGUUGCAGCCCUACGAAAUUUGCGACUGCUAUUACCCCAAAGGAUUGCAAGAUGCCUACCGCAUGGCACCUCAUCAAGUCAUUAUCAAUCGAUACUUGCACGAUCCCAUUCGCAACAAUACACUCCGCUUUUUUCAUUCGUUCGGGCAUGAACAUGAAAUGCAAGGACGGAUCAACUCCGAAAAUAUCACCGACAUGGAAGGCAAGGAACAGGAUGGACUCUUGGGUGGUGUCCACGCAUUGUCCCAAACCGACGUUGUCUGGAGUUCCAAAGACUGGGGACACGUCGUACGCAAUCAACUCGAACGCUUGCAUCCGAAACCACACUAUGUCAUUCUCAAUGCCGGAAAACAUUCCACCGAAUUUGCAUCCAACCCCGAAGUGGUAAAGAGUUUGAAAACGGCUCUCAAGACAAAGCCAUUUGUACCCUUUUGGAGGACCACCACCUAUCGCCGUGGUGGUACAUACAUUCAACAAGACAAUCCACACACGGAUCAAAUCAUGUGCGCGGCACUGGGAGGAUGUUUGGAUGUUUCAUGGACACAACACUUGAACGAACAACUCUACUGGGAUGAAUUGCACAACAAUGAACCCGUCUAUCGUGUCAUGAAUGAAGAAUUCUUGGAACAAAUUGGGUACUUGCCGAAUGGCUAUGUCAAGUACAAUCGGAGUCUUCUCAUGACAAAGAAGAAAACAAAGCGAUGA